AACGCUAAUAUCCCGGAAGCGGGUCUCCUUUCGGAGAAGAUACCGGCCCAAAAGAAAAAAAAAAAGGCCUGCAGGGGGACUCCACCAUUAUCACAGCUGAUGGGACUUAUCGCAGCAAAGGGGAAUCUGGAAGCGGCCUUUGAUCGGUAGCUGGUGGGGAUGAAGGCAGGUUCCCGGAGGUUACUUUAACUAUUUUCUGUCUGUCAGUUCUUUGCUGUGUCGAGCCCUGUUGGCGCGGCCGGUUAAGGUUUGUGUUGAAGGAUAGCCAUAGGUCACGGGCAUGUAUUUAACCAAUGCGGAGCUGUGGAGAACAUACUGGGAGUGUGUUUCCAGGCCAUACACGGUGUUCAUCUGCUCCCUGACAGCCGCUCUGUACUAUCUGUGGGGCCGCAAAUGUCAGAUCCCCAUCUUAAUAUGCAGUGAAGCGUUCAGUGCAUUUCUCUAUAAGCACUGUCCUGUGGUAUCGGAGCGGUUUUGUCCCACUCCCUGGUGCUGGGGAGGGCGGCUGCAGACGCUGGUCUGUGCGCUGCUUAAAUCAAAACCCACUGUCUUUUAUCGAAAUGAGCUGAUUCGUACUGUUGAUGGUGGUCAGAUCUCCUUGGACUGGGUUGACAACCAUACCAGCAGGACUUACCCUGAAGCCAAAACUCGUCCCACUGUGCUGAUCCUACCAGGCCUGACGGGGAACAGCCAACAGGCUUACGUGCUUCAUGCUGUCAGCCAAGCAACAAGACGGGGUUACAGAUCUGUAGUCUUCAACAACAGAGGAGUAGGAGGGGAGGAGUUGUUGACUCCUGUCACCUACUGCGCUGCUAAUACUUCAGAUUUGGAGCGAGUGGUGCAGCAUGUGAAAGGCUUGUACCCUCAGGCUCCUGUGCUUGGUGCUGGUGUAUCUCUUGGAGGUAUGAUAUUAUUAAACUAUUUGGCCCGUAAGCGCACAGAGUCAGGAAUGGUGGCAGGCAUCACGAUCUCCGUAGCCUGGGAUGCACUGAGGUCAUCGGACUCGAUGGAGGAACCUCUCAACUGGCUUCUUUUCAACAAACAUCUCACCAACGGCCUGCGUCAAAAAGUUUCUAGGCACAGGAAGAUUCUGGAGAAAGUGGUGGAUGUGGACUACGUCCUGAAGGCACGGACCAUCCGCGAGUUUGACGAGCGUUUCACUUCCCACCUGUUUGGUUACAAGACUUGUGUAGAUUAUUACCGAGAUGCCAGCCCUGCCAAAAAGCUCCCCAACACUAGUGUACCUAUCCUGUGUCUCAACGCUGCUGAUGACCCAUUCUCUCCGCAGAGUGCAUUCCCUGUUGCCAUAGUCCAGGCUCUGCCAAACGUGGCCCUGCUGCUGACUGAUCAUGGGGGACACAUUGCCUUCCUGCAGGGUCUGUUUCCUCGGGGGGAGAGUUAUAUGGAGCGCCUGUUUGGCCAGUUCGUCCAGGCAGUCUUUGAACAUCCAGGGGAAAUCAAAAGAGCCUGUAGAAUAAAAAAAGAUGAGCUUUCUCAACACCAGCACGACUGUAAACAAUAAUCAACUACAGAAAUCGGAACGUAGGAAAACC
This is a messenger RNA of Cyprinodon tularosa, 1553 nucleotides long. Its product is annotated as phospholipase ABHD3-like. The coding region runs from base 281 to 1522 and encodes 413 amino acids. Gene Ontology annotation, biological process: medium-chain fatty acid biosynthetic process; medium-chain fatty acid catabolic process. The transcript has 9 exons. Lineage: Eukaryota; Metazoa; Chordata; Actinopteri; Cyprinodontiformes; Cyprinodontidae. The record is from RefSeq and is a predicted model, not a curated record. Gene Ontology annotation, molecular function: monoacylglycerol lipase activity; acetylesterase activity.